AUGCAGCCAGAAACAAACAAAAUGGGUGUUCCUGCAGGAAAUGCUGAAAACGGAAAAAAGAUCUUUGUGCAAAGAUGUGCUCAGUGCCACACUGUUGAGGCUGGUGGUAAACACAAAGUGGGACCGAAUCUUCAUGGUUUCUUUGGACGCAAAACUGGCCAAGCUCCUGGCUUCUCUUACUCAGAAGCCAAUAAAGCUAAAGGUAUCACUUGGGGUGAAGACACACUCUUUGUAUAUUUGGAGAACCCUAAAAAGUAUAUCCCUGGCACCAAAAUGGUGUUUGCUGGUUUGAAGAAAGCAAAUGAGCGUGCAGAUCUUAUUGCUUACCUUAAGGAGGCAACUAAG
Messenger RNA from Brenthis ino (lesser marbled fritillary), 345 nucleotides. NCBI's taxonomy places the organism in Eukaryota, Metazoa, Arthropoda, Insecta, Lepidoptera, Nymphalidae. The record is from the annotation of a GenBank genome assembly.